UAUGAUAUUAUUAAUUCGUUGUCCUAUAUUUUCUACAGAAAAUAAAUAAAUUAACGGUGAGAAGUCAAAUCCUCACAGAAGGUAGAAAAAAAGAAAUUUUCAACAAAUUAAUUACCUCUUCUUCUUUAUUAUUAUUCCCUUCAACAAUAUUAAGCGCGUUUACCAAUUAACCAGCAUUUCUUGGAAACUCAUAUUCCUACGUUUAUUUGUAUAUACAGUGCACGCAUUUCCUUCUCGGUAACUAUUUCUUGCCAUUUUCAUCAACACAUCCCUCCAUUAGCAUACUGGUUUAUUCAUACACAGACAUUAAUUCCUUCUUUUCAUCUCUACAUUCAACAAGAAAAACACUAGUUUGAUUAUGUCGUCUGCGACAAGAUUCAUCAAAUUGAUUUCAAGAUUUUCUUCUCAAUAUCCGGCGUCGAAUAUAUCACAGCUCAGGCAUCAUGGCAUAUCUCAGAACUCCGGUUAUCGGUAUCUUAACAACUACACAAGAAUGCAGAUGUCUAACACACACAAAAGAAAUUUGUCUGUAAAUAGUGGUGGUGGUGUUCAACCAAGUGCUCCAUUACCUCCAUCUUCAUACUGGAAGUGGAUUCUUGGAUUAGUGGUUUCAAUUAUUGUACCGUCUACGAGCAGCACAUGGGGGCCUUUUCUCCAACUCAAAAAUGAUGUCGAUACGGCGGUGGAAACGCUCGAAGGAAUAGUGGAGGUUGUAGAGAAAGCGGCGGAGAUAGUCGACAAGGUGGCGGAGGAGAUCUCCGACGACUUGCCGGAAGGUCGGAAACUGAAGAAAGUGUUGGAGGUGCUGGAGGAUGCGGCUGAAGCUACAGCUCGAGAUGCUCAUACUGUCGGAGAUGCGAUUGACAAGUUUCAAGAAGUGGAAGAGAAGAUCGAAAACAUAAUGGGUAAAAGUAGUGAAGCCAUUGAUGAGAGUCCCAAAGGGGAAUGAGAAAUAAUUAUCAAUAAAGAAUUUCGUCUCAGUUAUGAAGUCAUUGAUUGGUGUACAUACAAAGACUUUCAUUUUGUAGGAUGAAAUCGCUAGCACUUUUUUUUUUUUUUUUUCAUAUUUAUGUUCAUAUAUUCUUUUCAGUUGCAAAAGUAGAUACGUAUGAUAAAGAAAAUGAAAAUAGAGGGGUGUUAUAGACAUUAUAUAAUUAAGCUUGAAAUUUACUAGAGAAAUUCUUUUUUA
This is a messenger RNA of Salvia miltiorrhiza (redroot sage), 1189 nucleotides long. RefSeq lists its product as uncharacterized. The coding region runs from base 359 to 949 and encodes 196 amino acids. NCBI's taxonomy places the organism in Eukaryota, Viridiplantae, Streptophyta, Magnoliopsida, Lamiales, Lamiaceae. The transcript is spliced from 5 exons. The record is from RefSeq and is a predicted model, not a curated record.